GAAAUGUGUAUGGCAGCCGGCGUGGACGGUUUCUCAUUGGAUCUAUAUCUUUGGGUUUCUCCACCAAUCCGGGGUUGUUUGCUACUGUACGCCAUGCGGAUUGGUGGAAAAGAAAUGUAUUUGGCCAAUUGAAGCGCGGAGGCAUCGAGUGCAAGCUUCCGUUUUCAUUUUCGUGAGCGGUCCAUGGCAUCGAACGACGAUAUCUUCAGCCUCUUUGGCGCGCCGCCGCCGCCCGUCAAGCCGACCCGGACGACGCCGCCGGUCCAGCCGCUCUCGCUGCCCAAGAACUUUGGCAGCGCGCGGCAGAGCCUCUCGACGCUCUCGGUCACGUUCUUUGCGUCGUGCUCAGAGCUGCAUCUGCCGACGGUCAACAGCACGGCGCAGAACGUCUUGCGCGGCGCCAUGUCGGUGCUGGGCACGGCAGGUGGAAAGGCCAAGCUGCCCGAGUGCGCGAUCCAGGUCGAGGUCAAGGCGGCGAACCGGACGCCGCUGCCGCACGCACCACGCUACACGACCGAGAAGGUGCGGAGCCGCAAUCCGGCCUUUGUCAUUGGCCUCACGCUCGAGCUGCCGGCGACGACGCCGCCCGACUCGCUCGUGUGCUUCAACGUCGUCUUGACCGAGGAAGGUGCAAACGGCAAGGUCGUCGCCCACACCGACGUCUCGUGGCUGCAUUUGCUACAAAACUACGAGCACGGUGCCUCGUCGGUCUACUUGCCGCUCACGUCGACCGUCACCGACGCGGCCGUCCUCACACUUCGCUUUGCACGCGUCGCGCCGCUCUCGCAUGCGCUUCUCGAGACGCAGAACGAGAUCAUCCGAUGCUACGCGUUCCCGUCAACGACCAACCCGCUGCACUUGCCGACGCUCGUGAGCGAAGAGCUGGCCGAGGUUGGGCCCAGCGUGCAAAUGCCGCUCCUCUUCCUUCGCCACUGCCGCCGCGAGCUCGAGGGCGCCUACCACCUCUGGCGCGUGCGCUACAACAACGCGCGGAAGCGGCUCAAGCACUUUGCCGACGGCGACGAUGCGAUGCGCAACGGCUGUGACGUCUUCCGCGUCUCGGUCGUCGCCGCACGCAACCUAUUGGUGCCAGUCGCCAACGUGCCGCGCAAGACGUCGCCGGUGCGUCCGCCCAACCCGCUAAGCCCGCGCGAGAUGCUAAAGAAGCAAUACUCGCCCAAGCGCGGCUCUUCGGCGGAGGAUGCGCUGACACCGCGCUGUGGCGUGCACCCGUUCGUGAUGGUGCUCUUCAACGAGACCGAGUCGGCGGCAACGCCCCUGCAGCAAAGCCCAUGGCAUCUCGUCGGCCGCACCAACACCGAGUACGAGUCGCUCUCGCCGCGAUUUGGCAGCAACCAAAACGUCCACCUGUGUCCGCAUGGCGUAGCAGCCACCAAGCACUGCGUGGCGUCGUCGCUGCAUACGAAAGCCGACGUCGAGGGCAAGCCAGGGUCCAAGCAAACGUUCCUCUCGUGGUUUCGGCCGUCGCGCCACCAAGUGCUCUCGGGCGCGCUGCAGUGGGAUGUCUACGGCGAGGCUGAGAAUGAGGGCCAAAGCGCAGUCGAAGUCGGCCAAGUGUUUAUCUCGCUCAACGACUUGCGCCCGCUCAUGACGCCCGAGACGCGCAACGUGGUGCCGAAUGGCCUCUCGCUGCACACGGCCAUGUGGGUCCCAAUCCUCAACCGGCAGCAGCAACCGGUGGGCGAGCUCUACUUGGACUUGCAGAUUCGAUUGACGUCGCUUCCGUUUGUGCUCGAGUCGGAACACAACACGCACGCGUCCAAGCCCGGGCAGGCGAAAGCAGACGACACGCCGCUCUUCCGCCUUGCGUCGUCGACGAUGGACCGCGCACUGCGCGAAACCAUGGCGAUCCCGAGCGACCAAGAACACUACUCGAUCGGGUUCCUCCACGCCCACGUCAUGGAGCUCGAUCGCCAAGUGAAGGAGCUCGCCGCCAUGAUCCGCACGGCCGAGACCCGCCAGAGCCAGCGCAUCUGGUUCAAAGGCAGUGGCGACAAGAAGAAGCGCGACGUGCAGGCGUUCCCGACCAACUUGCACGUGUCGUAUCUGCGCAAGUACGCGUGGCCCGCAGCCUCGCCCCGUCCGAACGUCCACGCCGAGCCGAGCCAGUUUGACUUGCUGGGGCUGCACGAUGACAUACCGCCCGCUGUUGCAGCGACGCCACCGCCGAGCAUGGAGAACCCCACGUUGAUGACGUACGCGACCGUCACGUGUGGCGCCCCGACAGCCCACGCGCUGGGGCUGGACGACCAAGGGCUCAUCGGUCUCGAGGACAAGCUCGUGCGCGUCAAGACGCAGAUCGCGCUGGUCGCCAACGGCGUCAAGAACCUCCAUAGCAACGUCAUGGUCGAAGGGGGCGUCAAGACGUUCGAGCGACCGGUGCUCGUGCCGGUCGACGAUGCCGACGACGUCAGUAGCACCGACACCGAGCACGCGGCCGCCGAGAAGCACGACGAGUCGACCGAGGCCAAGGCUGCGAGCUGGUCGCUGGCCGCAAAAGCGCGCAAGACGAUGACCAAGACGCUGGGCACGCGCUUGACGCGGCACCCGAGCGACGAGACGAUUGCGCCGUCGGCCCUUGCGCUCCGUGAGACGUUUGAAGCGUGCAAGUACCAGUACUACUUUCGCAAAUGCAUCUGCGUCUCGCAGGCCGUCUCGGCGCUCGUGACGUCGUUCUUGGCCUCACUCGAGCUGCACAUGGAAGCGUCGCCCGAGAUCCUCCACCAGUGGGCGUCCGUCGGGUACCUCAUUGGCUGGGAGAGCUUGAUCUCGUCGCAGGGCAAGGAGCUCACGAUGCUCUCCGAUGCGUGGGCAACCAUCAAGUGCCUCGAGCGCUUUGCGUUCCAGCUCGACGACGCGAUCGAGACGCUGAUGCUCGAAGAGACGGGCGCCAACCACGAAGGCUACGUGAUUCGUAUUCCGUGCCUCGGUGCCCCGAAGGACCUCGGGCUCAUUCGGGUUACGUCGGUCCUCUUCACCCAAGGCAUCAACGAGAUGCAGUCGCUGGCCAACAUGGUGGGCACGUCGGGCGUCGAGCUCCAAAGCACGAUCAACAACGCGAGCUUUCAGACGCUGCAGCAAUACCACGCCAAGUACCUCGCGCUCAACGUCGAGUCGGACCGGACGACCGCGCAGCUGCUGCUCGAUCCGCUCAUGGCCGUCGUCCAAGCCGAGAACGCGGCGGCGAAGAACACGCGCAUCCUCCUCGAGGCGUCGGACGCGGUGCGCCGCAUGAACGGCGGCCGCGUGACGUACUGCAAGAGCGGGAAGGACCGCACCGCCAUGUCGGUCACGCUCGACCAAGCGCGCGUGCUCUUCAAGCGCGCGAACGUGCAAAACCCGUUUUUGGUCACGUCGCCGACGCACGCGUCCCAAGAGAUGGUCUCGAGCGACGAACUUGCCGCCGCGAACCUCAUGCGCGAGUACGGCGUGCGCAUCGCCGUCGCCAAGAAGAACGUCGGGCGCCCAAAGUACUCGUUCAACUCGAUCCAGCGCAAGCUCUUGCCCGAGUUGUACCGGCCGCCGACAUCGACGAUCCAGGACAUGGUCACGUCUGUGACCGCGCGCGACUCGUAAGCACGCAAUAUCCAUAUCUCAUAUUGCAAUCGGAUGUUGAUACAUUGAUACAUUUACGAAUCGUC
Molecule: messenger RNA, 3662 nt
Organism: Saprolegnia diclina VS20
Lineage: Eukaryota; Oomycota; Saprolegniomycetes; Saprolegniales; Saprolegniaceae
Exons: 3
Coding region: 184-3597 (1137 amino acids)
Cellular component (GO): cytoplasm
Molecular function (GO): phosphatidylinositol-3,4-bisphosphate 4-phosphatase activity
Source: RefSeq, a predicted model, not a curated record